AUCGCGAGAACCAUGGAGAAGAGAGUAGCAGUGAUUGGCGCUGGCGCGUCGGGUCUCGUAGCCGCUCGGGAGCUCCUGCGAGAGGGCCACAGCGUCGUGAUCUUCGAGCAAGCGCGGCGAAUCGGAGGUACAUGGGUGUAUGAAGAGAAUCACUCUGGAUCAUCAAAUGCGGCCCGCAAUUAUUCAUGCCACAGCAGCAUGUAUGAAUCCCUGCGCACGAAUUUGCCGCGGGAGGUCAUGGGCUUCUUGGAUUAUCCUUUCGUGCCGCGCCGCUCGUCCAGGGAUGCGAGGAGAUUCCCCGGCCACGAGGAAGUCUUGGAUUACCGCGAGAGCUUCGCGGUGGAGUUCGGGCUCCAUGGCUACGUGAGAUUUAACUCCAAAGUCAAGUAUGUUGGAUUGGUGGAGAGCAAUUGGAUCGUCAAGAGCUCGAGCAGCGCUGGAAAGGAAGAAAAAGAGAGUGAGGAGGUGUUUGACGCGGUCGUGGUUUGUAAUGGUCAUUAUUUCCAGCCAAGGGUCGCUCAAAUUCCUGGGAUUGAGAGGUGGCCUGGAAAGCAUUACCACAGUCAUACCUAUCGCACUCCAGAUCCUUUCAAAGACCAGGUGGUAGCAGUCAUUGGAAAUGGUCCAAGCGGCGAAGAUUUGUGCAGCGACAUUGCUGCUGCUUGCAAGAAAGUUCACUGGUGUGCCAAGUCAUGGAAUUCUUUAUCAGAGCCACUUCAACAAGGGAAGAUCCAAAGACACUUGAUGAUAUCAAGAGCUGACGAAGACGGACGAUUGCAUUUUAUGGAUGGAAUGUCAGCUGUUGUGGAUGUUAUUUUGCAUUGCACUGGUUACUUAUAUAACUUUUCAUUCUUGGACACCAAAAGCUACAUUAAAGUGGAAGACAAUCGCGUUGGGCCCUUGUUUAAGCAUGUCUUUCCUCCUGCAUUGGCUCCAUCUCUCUCGUUUGUUGGCCUUCCUUGCAAGACUAUCGCUUUUCCUUUGAGCGAGCUACAAGCUAAAUGGAUUGCUGCCGUGCUCAAGGGACGAGCGAGUUUACCAUCGAAAGGAGAGAUGGCAAACGAAGUUGUGGACUUUUACAGAACUCUCGAAGCUCAGGGUGUUCCAAAACGAUACACUAACCAUCUAUAUCUCGAGACGUUCGACUAUGCUGAAUGGAUAGCAAAGCAGUGUGGAGGAACUUGCCAUGGCUUUGAGCCUUGGAGGAAGGAGCUCUGUCUAAGCACACUAGAUAAGAAGAAGCUCAAUCCAGGUAUCUAUAGAGAUGAAUGGAAUGACAAUGAUUUCCAUGAAAAGGUGGUGGCCAUCCUGGCUAAGAAACAACAACAAUAACAAUAAUUCCUUUGCUUUUCUUUGUAAUGAACAUCAAACAAUAGUUUAAACAUAUAUA
Molecule: messenger RNA, 1390 nt
Organism: Selaginella moellendorffii
Lineage: Eukaryota; Viridiplantae; Streptophyta; Lycopodiopsida; Selaginellales; Selaginellaceae
Product: flavin-containing monooxygenase FMO GS-OX-like 3
Exons: 7
Coding region: 13-1332 (439 amino acids)
Molecular function (GO): N,N-dimethylaniline monooxygenase activity; flavin adenine dinucleotide binding; NADP binding
Source: RefSeq, a predicted model, not a curated record